GUUUCUCUAUUAAUACCUUUCCUUUCGUCGAAGAUCAGGACCGUACUGUACUUUACUCUAACCCCCCAAAACAAAAGUUUUCUCUCCUCCCCAUCUUCCUUUAAAAAAAUGCGUAUGAGCUGUAACGGAUGUCGAGUUCUUCGAAAAGGCUGCAGUGAAAACUGUAGCAUAAGACCGUGUCUCCAAUGGAUCAAAUCCGCCGAAUCUCAAGCCAACGCCACCGUCUUCCUCGCAAAGUUCUACGGUCGUGCCGGCUUAAUGAACCUCCUCAGCACCGGUCCCGACCACCUCCGUCCUGCGAUAUUUAGAUCGUUGUUGUACGAAGCAUGCGGAAGGAUUGUGAAUCCGAUUUACGGAUCGGUCGGCAUAUUAUGGUCUGGAAACUGGCAUCUUUGUCAAGCAGCCGUGGAGGCGGUGAUGAGAGGCUCUCCGGUGACUCCAAUCGCAUGCGACGCGGCGGUUACUGGUCAAGCUCCUCCUUUCAACAACAACAAACUCUUUGACAUAAGACACGUGUCUAGAGACGAGAACGCCGUGAAGAGCCGGUGUCGUUCGAGCCGUAGUGGUGCAUGCAAAGAAGGGAGAAACGUGAGGUCGUCGCUUAGUCACGAGUCGUCACUGAGUCAUGAGUCUGCGGUGGUGAAAGGUGAAGGAAGUAUGGUUUCGUCAGAGGAGACGACGGAGGAACCGAGUUGGAUCGGGCUUGAGCUGACUUUGGGGUUGGAGCCGUCUGGCGCACGUGGGAGUCACGUGGUGGUGCCGAUUAAGAAACGGAAGUUGGAGAAGUCUGGCACGUGCGAUGAUGAUGCGGAUACGUGUAAGAUUGAGCUUGGACUCGUGUGCAGCGAGUGAAAAUGAAAUGGUCUCUCUUUUGCUCGUCUUAGAAGUUUCUUUUGGUUCUGUGUUGAGUUUGGUGUACAAAUAGAGAUUAACGAAUCUUUCUUUCUUUGUUUCUGGAUUUUAAAGUUUCUUUGUUUACUGUUUUUGCAUGUUCGGUGUUCUUCACAAGUGUGUAUG
Brassica oleracea var. oleracea is the source of this 1017-nucleotide messenger RNA. Its product is annotated as LOB domain-containing protein 40. The coding region runs from base 109 to 852 and encodes 247 amino acids. Gene Ontology annotation, biological process: regulation of gene expression. NCBI's taxonomy places the organism in Eukaryota, Viridiplantae, Streptophyta, Magnoliopsida, Brassicales, Brassicaceae. The record is from RefSeq and is a predicted model, not a curated record. The transcript is spliced from 2 exons.